UAGAUGGAAGUUGGAUAGACAAGGGAGGGACCGCAGGGCGACGUGUCCAUUUUUUAAAGGGGUGAACAAAGUGGUUCUAAAAUUUGCUAAAUCUGUCUUUUGUCUUUCAAUUUGGUCUGAAAAGAAAGAAAGUGGCAAAACAAGACUUGUUAAUCAAUUGAAUUCCGCUGCUCUCUCUCUCUCUCUCUCUCACUGUACCGUGGUUAGCAAUGGGGUUAAGAUGCACAUCCAGUGAUGAAUGAAUGAUACGCAACCUUCGCCAUGCAUACCUGCAACCUCUUCACACCUUCUCUCUCUCCAUUUCUGGCUCCUUUCAUUCCUCUCGCUCUCUUUUCACACAUAGCAACCCGUCACCCUCUCUUUCUCUCCUCGCAGACCGAUGCACCUCCAUGAGAACCAUCCUCCAAAUCCACGCCCAAAUGAUCGUCACUGCCCGCAUCCUCGACAAUUAUGCAGCAAGCCGCCUCAUUGCCUUCGCUUCUCUCUCUGAAAAUGGGGACCUCAAAUAUGCAUUCCAGGUCUUUCGAAGCAUAGAGCAACCCAAUCUUUUCAUGUGGAACACUCUCAUUCAAGCCCACGCCCAAGCUCGCGAGCCGUGGCUUGCAAUCAUCCUCUAUAAAACUUUGCGAGCCAGAGCCAUUUCUCCAGGCGAGCACACAUUUCCGUUCCUCUUGAAGGCCUCUGCUCGCAUUAUCUCUUUCUCUACUGCAACCCAACUGCAUGCUCACAUCAUACAUCUCGGAUUUGAGACUGAUGUUUAUGUAUCAAAUGGACUGCUUCAUGUGUAUUGCAGUUGUGGUUUGUUGACGGAUGCACGCAAGGUGUUUGAUGAAAUUCCUCAAAGGAAUGUAAUCAUUUUUACGACCAUGAUUAGUGGUUAUGCUCAGAAUUGCGAGCCCAAGAAGGCCUUGGGAAUCUUUAAUGAUAUGGGUUUUGCUGCCGUCGAGCCAAAUGAGAUCACAUUGUGCUCGGUUCUCUCUGCCUGCUCGAAAUCUGGGGACCUCGAGCUGGGGAGAGAUAUCCAUAACAAUUAUAUCCAAAGAGAGGGAGUGGAAUUAGGCCCGAUUUUGGGUACAGCCCUAGUUGAUAUGUAUGCAAAGAACGGGUGUAUCGAGGCGGCUACAGAGGUGUUUCAUGAGAUGCAUGAGAAAAACACGGCUACAUGGAAUGCUAUGAUAUGUGGGUUGGCCAUGCAUGGCCAUGUGAGUGAUGCUCUAAAGCUUUUCCAUGAGAUGGUGGGUGUUGAAAAGGUGGCCCCAAAUGAUAUAACAUUUGUCGGGGUCUUAUCGGCUUGUUGCCAUGCCGGUUUGGUGGGUGUGGGUAGAGAAAUAUUCGAGUCCAUGAAAAGGGCUUAUGGGGUUGAGCCCAAGAUCGAGCACUAUGGGUGCAUGGUUGACCUACUAGGGCGAGCAGGGCUCGUUGAAGAGGCGGAACGGCUCAUAAAUUCCAUGGCUCCGCCUCUUAGGCCCGAUGUUACAAUAUUAGGAGCGUUGCUGGGGGCUUGUAGGAAGCAUGGGAAGAUUGAUAUAGCUGAGAGAGUGGUUGAACAUGUUCUUAAGAUUGAGCCUGAAAACCAUGGUGUAUAUGUGCUCUUAUCAAACAUGCAUGCAGAGGCUGGAAGGUGGGGAGAGGUGGUGAGGUUGAGGAAGGUCAUGAGAACUCAGGGAUUGAAAAAAGUUCCUGGGUUCAGUUUGGUAGAGGCUAAUAAUUAACAAGGAACAUUUUGCAUAAAGAAAAUGUGAUUUUCAAUUUUGGUAGGGCCAUGGUUGUAGAGCUUGCCAGGAAAUGCAGUUUUGGUCUCAGGACAAUAUAAAAUCCUAUUAUUCC
Messenger RNA from Amborella trichopoda, 1827 nucleotides. Lineage: Eukaryota; Viridiplantae; Streptophyta; Magnoliopsida; Amborellales; Amborellaceae. The record is from RefSeq and is a predicted model, not a curated record.